Theobroma cacao (cacao) is the source of this 1728-nucleotide messenger RNA. RefSeq names its product aspartyl protease AED3. Lineage: Eukaryota; Viridiplantae; Streptophyta; Magnoliopsida; Malvales; Malvaceae. The record is from RefSeq and is a predicted model, not a curated record.
AGCAAACAACCCACUAAACUACAUGUCACUCCACUCCACUUAACAUACUUCCCCACUUAUAUAUAUACACUCACUGCCCACACUCUUUCUCUGAGUUCCUAAACCAUUAAAGAAACUUGAGUUCAGUUUUCCUACAAAUUAAACCAUGAAAACCCAUCUUGUUUCUCUUGUUUUCCUCUUCUUUUCCCUAGCCGAAGGUCUGCACCCCAAAUGUGACACCCAAGACCAUGGCUCAAACCUCCAAGUGUUCCACAUUUACAGCCCAUGCUCACCUUUCAAACCCUCAAAGCCACUCUCAUGGGAAGAGGAUUUGCUCCAAACGCAAGCCAAGGACCAGGCCAGGCUGCAGUACUUGUCAAGCCUGGUGGCUAAGAAAUCCGUGGUGCCAAUAGCUUCAGGCAGGCAGAUUGUGCAGAGUCCAACUUACAUUGUCAGGGCCAAAAUUGGAACCCCACCUCAAACCAUGCUCAUGGCCAUGGAUACUAGCAAUGAUGCUGCUUUGUUACCUUGCUCAGGCUGCCUUGGCUGCUCUUCUAGUGUUUUCGACAAUGCUAAAUCAACCACAUUCAAGGCCCUUGGCUGCCAAGCUGGUCAGUGCAAGCAGGUACCAAACCCCACUUGCGAUGGAAGCGCGUGCAUAUUCAACAUGACCUAUGGUGGUUCAAGCAUUGCAGCAAACCUCUCACAGGACACAAUCACCUUAGCCACUGACCCUGUCCCGAGCUACACUUUCGGUUGUCUCCAAAAGACAACCGGUAACUCGGUGCCGCCGCAGGGCCUACUGGGGCUGGGCAGAGGUCCACUGUCACUUCUCUCACAAACCCAAAACUGGUACCAAUCCACAUUUUCAUACUGCUUGCCUAGCUUUAGGUCUCUAAACUUCUCUGGGUCAUUGAGACUUGGGCCAGUUGGGCAGCCAUUAAGGAUCAAGUACACCCCAUUGCUGAAGAAUCCUAGAAGACCAUCACUUUACUUUGUGAAUCUGAUUGGAAUUAGAGUUGGAAGGAAAAUUGUUGAUGUCCCACCAAGUGAUUUAGCUUUCAACCCUACCACCGGUUCUGGUACCAUUAUUGAUUCUGGUACCGUCUUCACCCGGCUAGUAGCAACGGCCUACGUAGCUGUCCGGGACGAGUUCCGAAGGCGAGUUAGGGUCACCAACGUGACAUCCCUCGGUGGGUUCGACACAUGUUACACCGUCCCAAUCGUGGCACCGACGAUAACGUUCAUGUUCGCAGGCAUGAACGUGACACUGCCACAAGACAACCUACUAAUCCACAGCACGGCAGGCAGCAUCACGUGCUUGGCCAUGGCAUCCGCACCAGAGAAUGUGAAUUCAGUGUUGAAUGUGAUAGCCAAUAUGCAGCAACAGAACCAUAGGGUACUUUUCGAUGUGCCCAAUUCGAGGCUGGGAGUGGCCCGUGAGCUCUGCACCUAGACUUUUUGGUUGCAUUCUCCUAGUAACUUUUGGGAAAGAGUGGGAAUUGGAACAUGGGGGACACAAUAUGUGACAUCCAAAUCUAAGUCAAUUUUUUUUUGUAGCUGUGUAUUUGGGGCAAGUCUAAGUCUAUGUCACGGGCUUUCUAUCUAUUAUCUCAUCUCGUUGUAAUUAGUUUAGUAGGCUGUACCAUGUUACGGGUCAUUUACAAAUUAAGACUUAAGUUGUCAAGAAAUUUCUGUUUAUUAAAGUAACUUUUAUGUACCAUUUCUUAUUACUAUUUAUAUUUUACA